Molecule: messenger RNA, 786 nt
Organism: Erinaceus europaeus (western European hedgehog)
Lineage: Eukaryota; Metazoa; Chordata; Mammalia; Eulipotyphla; Erinaceidae
Gene: IGFLR1
Product: IGF like family receptor 1
Exons: 2
Source: RefSeq, a predicted model, not a curated record
AUGCAGAGGUCCAUCCUCUUGGGGCCCAGAUUCCUCUUCCUGAAGGCGGCGCUGUUCCCGGCCCGGGCGGAGUCGCCGGAGGCUUCCAAAUACUGUGGCCACUUGGAGUGCUGGAACCCUGACAACCUGUGCUGCGGCAGCUGCCUGCAGCGCUUCGGACCGCCCUACUGCCCGGAGCUGACCGGUUUGGCAUCAAAGCCCCUGUCUCACCUCUUGGAUGAGCUGGAAGUGCUGGAGGAGCUAAUGGUGCUGCUGGACCCAGAGCCUGGGCCAGGUGGAGGAAUGGGCUGUGGCACUACUCCACACCUGGCUGCAAGAUAUGGACUGCCUGCGGCCUGGUCCACCUUUGCCUACUCGCUUCGACCUACUUGUUCACCUCUGUAGGCCCUUAUAGAGGUGGUAGUGACAAGGGACACCUCUGCCUCUCUGGAGUUUGGCACACACCUGGCCCAACUAGGGCAGACAGAUGCACUGCAGGUGCUGUCGAAGCUUAGCUGAUCUGGGUAUUAAAUUAUCUAAUACUCAAUAAAAAUAAAACUUCCUUGAAAUAAAGUGCUUGCCACCUCUGGGCCUCAUUAAGGGGCCCUCUUGAAACAGUCUUAGUUGGCUCAAAAUGUAGUAGACCCACACCCCCUUCCCCCAAGAAAAAGGCCCAUUCCACUAUUUACUCAACACCAGAUGUGGUGCAGGACUCAGGUGCUUCUGGGCAACCAGUUCUGAGAGAAGCAGCCCUCCACAGAGACUCAGCUGGGUUCCAGCUUGGAAAAUUAUUGAUAGACACCUGUU